UGCUCUCCAUUCUCCCUUUAAAGCAUUCGUCUAAUAUUAAUAGUCAUGAAUAUCAAUUAUUAUAAGGCGGUGUAGAGAAGCAGUGGGAAGGGGCAUGUGAGCAGUCGGAGCCUAGCCCUGGGUCGAAGACGAUUCCAUUUGGAGUAGAAAGAAUCUACUGCAAAAAAUUAUUUAUUUUCGUUUGGGAUGGAGAUUUGUAUUUAUGGAUAAUAGUGGAACAAUGUCCAGCACUGCUGCUACAAUUUAAAAACAACAUAUCAUUAAGGACUUGCCCUUAGGUUUACCUUUUGGAGUUUUUUUCUCUUCCUGUGAUCAGUCUUCUUUCCAGAUGUUAGUGCAUACUUACUCCGCCAUGGACCGGCACGAUGGCGUUCCAAGUCACAGCUCGAGGUUGCCUCAGCUGGGAUCAGUAACCCAAGGUCCGUAUUCAACUGCCCCACCACUAUCCCACACUCCAUCGUCGGAUUUUCAACCUCCGUAUUUUCCACCCCCGUAUCAACCUCUUCCUUACCAUCAGAGCCAGGACCCUUACUCUCAUGUCAACGACCCCUACUCCCUAAACCCUUUGCAUCAGCCACAGCAACAUCCCUGGGGGCAAAGACAAAGACAAGAUGUUGGAUCUGACGCGAGCUCCCUGUUACCACAGCCCAGAGCUUCCUUGCCUCAACUCUCAGGACUGGACCCACGACGGGACUACACAUCUGUAAGGAGACCAGAUGUGCUCAUACAUUCGGCUCACCAUGGCUUGGAUACUGGUAUGGGAGACACACUUUUGCAUGGAAUUGGCCAUCCAGGGAUGGAAGACUUGCAGGCAGUUGAAGAGGCCAAUAACAAUGGAAUGAACAUACUGGACCAGUCAGUGAUUAAAAAAGUUCCUCUCCCCACGAAGUCAGUAACAUCUCUGAUGAUGAGCAAAGAUGGCCUCUUGGGUGGACUCACAGUGAAUACCAGUGAAGUGUUCUGUUCUGUUCCUGGCCGGCUAUCCCUGCUCAGCUCGACGUCAAAGUAUAAAGUAACUGUAGGAGAGGUGCAGAGACGUCUUUCCCCUCCAGAAUGCCUCAAUGCAUCACUCCUAGGAGGUGUACUCAGGAGAGCUAAAUCAAAGAAUGGGGGGAGGUCAUUAAGAGAAAGACUAGAAAAAAUUGGUUUGAAUCUACCGGCAGGUAGACGCAAAGCUGCAAAUGUCACUUUGUUAACUUCAUUGGUGGAAGGUGAAGCUGUUCAUUUAGCACGUGAUUUUGGUUAUGUCUGUGAAACAGAAUUUCCUGCAAAAGCUGUGUCUGAAUAUUUGAACAGGCAACAUACAGAUCCUAAUGACAUCCACUCUAGAAAAAACAUGCUGCUUGCAACAAAACAGCUAUGUAAAGAAUUCACAGAUCUACUUGCUCAGGACAGAUCACCUUUGGGCAACAGCAGACCAUCCCAGAUUCUGGAACCUGGCAUUCAGAACUGUCUUACUCACUUCAGCCUCAUCAGUCAUGGCUUUGGGGUGCCUGCCAUCUGUGCUGCACUAACUGCCCUGCAGAACUACCUGACAGAAUCUCUUAAAGGACUGGACAAGAUGUUCUUAAACAAUACUCCAAACAGGCAUACGUCUGGAGAAGGGCAUGGGGUCAAGAAUGGGGACAAGGAUGAAAAGCAUCGAAAAUUGACCACAUAAAUAACAGACUCAUUCAUUUUGUUAGUUUUAAAUAAUAAACUCUAUAUGGAAUGGCAACUCAAAUAACAAAAGAGAACCAGCAAGAAGAGAGAGGAAAAAGUACAGCGAUGCAAACUACAUGGUUGCACUGAUGGAGACUGGUAACAGUCAUGAGACAGAUCAAAGCAAUUCUACAGCUGCUAGUCUUUCAAGCUAUAAUUCACAGAUGUUUGUAAUGGAAUGGGCAAGAUACUGUGAAUCAUGGAUGUGAUGUGUGUGUGUGUGUGUGUGUGUGUGUGUGUG
Messenger RNA from Protopterus annectens (West African lungfish), 1942 nucleotides. RefSeq names its product transcription factor AP-2 beta (gene TFAP2B). Gene Ontology annotation, molecular function: DNA-binding transcription factor activity, RNA polymerase II-specific; RNA polymerase II transcription regulatory region sequence-specific DNA binding. The record is from RefSeq and is a predicted model, not a curated record. Bases 329 to 1660 code for a protein of 443 amino acids. The transcript is spliced from 7 exons. Gene Ontology annotation, cellular component: nucleus. Lineage: Eukaryota; Metazoa; Chordata; Ceratodontiformes; Protopteridae. Gene Ontology annotation, biological process: regulation of cell population proliferation; regulation of transcription by RNA polymerase II; anatomical structure development.